CUCCGUAGCCCGCCAUUCGCAGGUACUGCCUCCGAGCAGCCUGAUCCCGAACCUCUCUCCCUUGACUCUUCCAUCCACGCCCUACACGCAGCUCCAGAAGCGGCCGUACCACAUCCGGCUCCAGGCGGACAACCCCUCACCGGCACGCGUCAGACGGCUGACUCAAUCCCUGGUCCUUCUCGGCCAAACGGAAUCGCCUCGCAGCACGCAUCAUCCGAGUCGGAAGGCGGUGGGCCCGAGCGCCGAGCAGGGCACGAGCGCAUUCUCACCGCCGAGGAUGAGCACCUGUCCAAGUCGCGCUCGAAGCGGCUCUUGUCCGGCUACCUCUUUGGCGAUCCGCACAAGGACGUUGCCAUCCCCAUAUCGAGAAACCCCACUCCACCGCUCUCGAGUCAUGGAUUGGAUUCACCCCCCUUGACGGAGGCGGACGAGUCGGAGCUUCAGCCCAGUCUGGGACAGACGGCGGACGCCGUGGAUGCGGAGGCAGGUGAAGAUGAUAUACGAGAAGCGGGGCUGGGGCGGGAUGAUGGGUUGGUCAAGGGUCACGCUGGGCCUAGUGCGAGGCGGAAUACGCAGACCAGGGAUAGGGAGUCUGGGUGGGAUGCGUUGAAUGGACUGAAUGACGGAGAGGCGGAUCUGGACGAGUCGGCCCCACAAGGCGAGGGAGGGACGGAGGACUAUCUCAGCGGGAUGAAGGACUAUGUCUUCCCAAGACACAGACUUCGGACAAGCAUGAAAGACGAGACGAAGAUCCCCAUCGUUAUCGUUGCAUGCGGCUCAUUCUCACCGCCGACAUAUCUGCACUUGCGAAUGUUCGAGAUGGCCAAAGACGAAGUGGUUGAGUCCCAGACAUACGAGAUCAUGGGCGGGUACUAUUCUCCAGUGUCCUCGAAGUACAAGAAGUCCGGUCUCGCCCCAGCGAUCCACCGCGUCCGAAUGUGCGAGCUCGCCGUCGAGCACACCUCUACCUGGUUGAUGGUCGACCCUUGGGAGGCUGGACAGGCAGAGUACCAGCGUACCGCGGUCGUCCUCGAACACUUUGAUGAGCUACUCAACUCGGCAGACGGCGUGAUGGGUGGCGGACUGGUCAUGAGUGAUGGGAAGCGGAGAAGGAUCAAGGUGAUGCUGCUGGCUGGAGGGGAUCUGAUAGAGAGCUUUGGCGAGCCCGGUGUGUGGAGUGAGCCAGAUCUACAUAUCAUUCUCGGCCGCUUUGGCUGCUUGAUCGUCGAGCGCGCCGGAUCCGAUGUCUGGGCGUUCCUCCUCUCUCACGACAUCCUGUACCACCACCGCCGGAAUGUGAUUGUCAUCAAGCAGCUUAUCUACAACGAUAUCUCUUCUACGAAAGUCAGGCUGUUUGUGCGGAGAGGGAUGAGCAUCAAGUACCUGUUGCCAAAUAGUGUCAUUCAGUACAUCUACGACAAUAAAUUAUAUAGAGGAUCUGACGCGAAGACGAUCGCGCCGUGA
Molecule: messenger RNA, 1464 nt
Organism: Dioszegia hungarica
Lineage: Eukaryota; Fungi; Basidiomycota; Tremellomycetes; Tremellales; Bulleribasidiaceae
Product: nicotinate-nucleotide adenylyltransferase
Exons: 5
Biological process (GO): NAD+ biosynthetic process
Molecular function (GO): nicotinamide-nucleotide adenylyltransferase activity; nicotinate-nucleotide adenylyltransferase activity
Source: RefSeq, a predicted model, not a curated record